Prunus avium (sweet cherry) is the source of this 2728-nucleotide messenger RNA. The record is from RefSeq and is a predicted model, not a curated record. NCBI's taxonomy places the organism in Eukaryota, Viridiplantae, Streptophyta, Magnoliopsida, Rosales, Rosaceae.
AGAAACAUCGUCUUCUUCUUUUCGAUUUAGGGUUUGGUUUCAACAUCCGCGCACAAGCACACACAAAAAAUCUCUUUUCUCCUCUGUCCUCCGGUUUUCCUUUUCUGAGAAUUGAAUUUCAAAUCAGCUGAUGAGAAAAAAACUGCAACAAUAUGAUGGAUACGCUCCAAUUUCCAUGAUUCUUUGUAUUUAAGUCUCUGAUGAUUUGUUUCGUUCUUUCAUCUUCACCAAUUUUUUAUUAUUUAUAUUCAUGAAUUUUGUUUUUUAAUUUCCAAGAUUUUAGUUUUCAUGUGAUAUGAUGAGGAACUUAUUGGUCCGUGUUUCUGAUUUAACCGUGACCGACAAACCUUAACCAACUCUGAUCGCUCUUUUAUACAUACGCUAAAUUUAAUUUGAAGUUUUUGAAAAUUGUCCUGCUUUUUAGUGCUUGCUCUGUGAUUACCUGCCUGAAAAGGGCAAUAUACGCUAUUCCGAUUAUUACAUGACCGGAGAAACUUCUAGAGAAUGUAUGAGAGUUGGCUGCUAAAAGUUUUUGUGUUUUUUUUUUCAUGCUUUUUCUUUAUUUAUUUGUUAUUCUGCAGUGAUGAAUUCUGGAUAAAUAUCACAUGUCAGACUUCAGAGAUUUCACAAUCAAUGAGAAUUAAAAUUCAAGUAUUCUGAGCAGAAUUUAUUGAUUUCAAGAAACUGUUUUCAAUUUUGUUAAAAAAGUUCAAAGAUUUUCAUCUGUAUGUAAUGUGACGUGAGAUUUCUAUCUCGAAUUCUCAUGCUUUUGAAUGGGAGCAAGAAGUAAUUAUGAGUGUAGAUUCCCAAGUAAGCGUCACAAAGCAAGCCAUGUAAUGUCGACCGGUCCUCCGUCCCAUUCGUGGGAGGGAGCUCCUCCGUUACGGGGCGGUCUCAUAUUCCAUCGCCUUGUGGAGCAGCGUUGCUGCCUUUACCAUUUGGGACAUGCCAUGAGACGUACAUUCUGUUUUCACACACAAGAACAGACGGUAUCAGGAUUAGAACAAUUCGAAAUGCAGUGGAGGAAGAUGAUGAAGAUGGGGGAACUGUGGACACAGCUGGGCUCGGUGAUGGCCAGCAUGAUGUUUGCUUAUGCCAUGUUCAAACAAUUCUUCCCAGACGAUCUUGGCAACAUCCUUGAAAAAUAUACCCAAAAAUUGGUGGGUUAUGUCUACCCUUAUAUCCAAAUAUCCUUUGAUGAAUACACCGUUGAGUUUUUAAGACGCAGCGAAGUUUAUUCGUCCAUCCAAAGCUACCUCAGCACCAAGUCCUCCACCAGAGCAAAACGUCUCAAGGCUCACGAUGUAAAGGGCAGCAAGGCCCUUGUUCUCGGCAUGGACGACAACGAAGAGGUCACCGAUGAGUUUCAGGGCAUCAAGCUCUGGUGGGUUUCAAUGAAAAGUGCGUCCAAAAAGUCAUCUUUCUCUUUCUAUCCUGAGUAUGAAGAGAGGAAGCAGUACAAGUUGACCUUUCACAGACGCCACAGGGAUAUUGUGAUGGGGUCUUAUCUUGACCAUGUGAGGCAGGAAGGGAAGGCAAUUGCAGUGAGCAAUAGGCAGCGCAAGCUUUACAUCAACAAUACAGGGAAGGGUGCCAAGUGGAGCCACGUAGUGUUUGAGCACCCUGCAACAUUUGAGACCUUGGCAAUGGACCCGAAAGAGAAGCAAGCGAUCAUCAAUGAUCUCAUGAAGUUCAGUAAGGGGAAAGACUACUACAAGAAAAUUGGCAAGGCUUGGAAGCGUGGAUAUCUUCUCUAUGGGCCACCGGGCACCGGCAAGUCUACCAUGAUCUCUGCCAUGUCUAAUCUCAUGAACUAUGAUGUCUAUGAUCUCGAGUUGACGGCUGUCAAGGACAACACCGAGCUGAGAAAGCUGUUGAUUGACAUAACUGGUAAGGCGAUUAUCGUGAUCGAGGACAUUGAUUGCUCGCUUGAUCUGACCGGACAACGAAAGAAGAAGAAGCAAGAGGAGGAAAAAGAUGGGGAUGAAAAGGACCCAAUUCCUAAAAAGCCUGAAGAAGAAGAAACCACAACAAGCAAGGUCACUCUGUCUGGGCUGCUCAACUUUAUUGAUGGGAUUUGGUCAGCUUGUGGAGGGGAGAGACUGAUUGUGUUUACCACAAACUAUGUGGACAAACUUGAUCCUGCUCUCAUUAGAAGAGGAAGAAUGGACAAGCAUAUUCAGCUGUCCUACUGUUGCUUUGGAGCAUUCAAAGUGCUUGCAAGGAAUUAUUUGGAUGUAGAAUCACAUGAGUUGUUUGGAACCAUCGAGCGUUUGUUGGGGGAAACCGAUAUGACCCCGGCUGAUGUUGCUGAGAAUUUGAUGCUCAAAUCUGAUACAGAGGAUGCAGACUCUUGUUUAAAGAGCUUGAUUGAAGCACUCGAGGCUGCUAAGGUGGAGGCAAGAGUGAAGGCAGAGGAAGAAGCAAGCAAGAAAGCAGAGGAAGAAGCAAAAUUGAAGGCAGACAAGGAAGAGAAAGAGAAGGAAAAAUCUGGUAAUUCUAACGAUGAUGUGAAAUGUAAUGGAACAAAAGAUAAAGUGAAAGGAACACCAGUUACAGAGGUAAAAGAAAAUGGUGUGACCCCGUGAAGAAGUCAUUUUGCCCAUUGAACAAGGCAUUAGGCCGUUACCUCUUGAAGAUGUGACUUGUAGUCUUUAUGUGUCAUAUGAAAGAUGUCAACUAUAGACAAUAGGGGGUAUUCAUUAAUGAACAUGGCAAUUACAGAAAA